GAGUUCAGAGACCAGUCAUAGCAACAAGAAGUGAGAGAAGCAGAGAAGGUGGAUCAUGGGCUCUCUUCAUCUUGAAAACGGGCCCUCGUAGCCUGCAGUCACACGAGCCGGAGAGCGUUGAUACGGAUCAGGCCUCCGAGUCACAUUACACCCAGUGAUUCUCGGCCAACAGUGGAUUAUAAACACUCUGGUUUACCCAUCGGUGAUGUAAAACGAAAUCUGAGUUGAGUGUCGACGUCCAAGAAGUGCCAAGUCUGGAGCUCCAGUACUCCACCCUUCACGCCUCUGUAAUUCGUGAGAGAUAUAAGGAACUCCCAGGGCAAUUCUCCCGAAAGAUAUCCCGUGGUGCCCCGUAAUCCAUCGAUGAUGAACCUGCCAUGAUCAGGAAUCGAUAUCAAUCUUGGUUGCAAGUACCAGUCGUUGACCAUCUCUCCAAUCGGAAUGGGAAGACGCUCAGUGAAACGAUUCAUUCAUCCUGCAAUGAAAAUUUUCUCGACAGGUACCUGCUCGAGAGGAUCUAAAAAGAGUGCAUUGUAUUACACCACCGAUUGUGGUGACGAGAAAGAAGACAUUGGAUUAAACCCUCAACAACGAUCGGUGUCACUGACAGCUCUGAGCACCGGUUCACAGCAAUUACUGGAGCCCAGGAUGGCCCAGCUAGAGACAUUGGAAGCCAAGAUGGCUAGUAUAGAAGUAUCGUUAUCAACAUCUCCAAGACGAAAAAAAGGAGGAAGUAUAUCCGGGGGAAUAACCUCUCCUCAGGCCGGUCACAGAAACAAGGAUCAGUAUAAAGAGGUCGACGCUCUGCGGAUCGCCCUUCGGGACAAAGAAAAUAUCAUCCAAACCCUGAAGGGUCAAUUAUGCAAUACGCUGAGUAAUCGUCUGGCCUUGCGGAAUGGGGCACCACCACUUACAGAAGCUGAUAGAAAAGCCACUGAAGAGAGACUCCAGAGAUUACGACGUGAUACUGAUAACAAACGACUCGCUAUAAAAAAUCUAAAACUGGCCUUAGAACGUUUGGAUAUCACUGACAAUAUUGAUGUGAGAAUACAACAAGCAGAGUUAGAGUAUAGACUGGGCCGCGAGGAACUGGAAUUAUUGACCUUACGGGAAGAGAGUCGGGCGCUACAGUCGGCAUUGGAGUUGGCAGAAACGCAAGAAAAGCAGAAAAAUGACACAGUUUUUAGCUGUAUUACGAGGGGAGCACAGAUGACAAUACAUGCGGUGGAAGUGAGUGCAGAUCCAAAGAGCCCGAGAUUUGGUGCAGGUCCGAGGGAUGAAACAGCUGGUCUCUAUGUCGAUUGGGCUAUUGAAGAUUCCGGACUUUGCAAAGGGGAUAGAAUUUUGGAGGUGAACGGAAAAUUGGUGGUGGGGUCCAGCAGAAGUGAUCUAGCCAGGCUGUUAGCAGUCGCCCCGGAUGCUGCACAGAUAGUUGUGCUACGAAAGAGUGAGUCCUUGGGAGUGCUGAGAACUUUGAGAACCGAAAAUCUUCGGUUAACUCAUAGAAUUGGCUAUCUCGAGGAGCAAGUGAGAGAUCUUUUAUCGCCAGUGAGAACAGAAGUAACCCUAGAUUCUCCCCCGACUAGAAAGGAUAAUCUACAAGUUUAUCAGAAGGGCCCUCAGGUAACAGCUCUUGUGGGUAAUUUACCGGGUAUGAAGGUGCGCAGUUCUGGUGACUUGCGACAUAGUUCGACAAGUUCUAAAAACCGUCAUAGUGAUCAUUCACGUAGAAUCAAUUCGAAGGAACUCGAUUUACUAAUGGAGGGGUUUCAUCACAAGUCACGGCAUCGAGAUAAAGCCCUCCAAUUAACAAGAUCAACUGCCAGUUUGGAUUGCAAAUCACAGACUACCGUCCAAUCACACCGAAGACGUUCUAGCAAGUAUGACUCAACUAUUGAUUUGAAUAAGACCAGGAAGAGUAUCCACGGCCUGUCAUCACUCGAAUUUGAUUCCGAGCCUACUUAUUACCGAAUGCAGGAUACGCAGUCUCGUACUUCGGAGCACUCAGAGGCAUCGGUGAUCUACGACUUUCAUCAAGCAAGGAGCCGCCCAACACCGCCAAAAAAACCUGCACGUCUUUCAUUACAUCGAGCUGCUAGCCUCCAGUCCGUUGGUGGCACAACGCAGUCCCCACCAGAGACACAAAAAAAACCGACCAAGAGAAAUCAUCGCGGGGAUCCACCGACGGAAAAGGUCAACAGCCGAUCUGAAAGUAGUUCGGAGGCUACCAAUGGCCAUCAAAGUGAUCAACCACCACAACCCCCACCCAGGACACCUUCGCGAGCUGAAUCGUGUCAGAGUGCACUGAGAUGGCCAUCCCCCAAACCAAGACCAACUUUAACUUCAGUUCCCAUUGAUAAAUGGUGCUGAAUUUUUUUUUAAGCGAAAAGACCCGCAUGACAUAAACCAAUUCAUCUUCAAGGUCAGUGGCUGAUGAAUUAAGUAAGAAGAUGUAAAAUUCAUUCAACUGCGCCUUAGUAUGGUACUGCUGUAGUUAUUUGCGGGAAAUUUCAUGCAUUAAGCCUGGUAGGAUACUACGAUCCACCAGAUCGUAUUCUAAGUCGGUCGAAGCGAUAGAAGAUAAUGAUUAACAAAUUAUGAUCUCAAAAAGUGUGCAAAUCGUAUGGAAUUAGUGGAAUUUUGAAAUGAGAGGUAUGGGUGAGAGGGUAUGUGCUAAGACAUGUCACGCAAAGUAGGUGAAUA
Messenger RNA from Diachasmimorpha longicaudata, 2703 nucleotides. It is a transcript of the gene sprt, whose product is annotated as sprite. The coding region runs from base 442 to 2370 and encodes 642 amino acids. Gene Ontology annotation, molecular function: protein binding. Lineage: Eukaryota; Metazoa; Arthropoda; Insecta; Hymenoptera; Braconidae. The transcript has 11 exons. The record is from RefSeq and is a predicted model, not a curated record.